Molecule: messenger RNA, 1554 nt
Organism: Rosa rugosa (rugosa rose)
Lineage: Eukaryota; Viridiplantae; Streptophyta; Magnoliopsida; Rosales; Rosaceae
Exons: 2
Coding region: 1-1554 (517 amino acids)
Molecular function (GO): nucleic acid binding; RNA-DNA hybrid ribonuclease activity
Source: RefSeq, a predicted model, not a curated record
AUGUCCAUAUUCCUGCUCCCUAAAACUCUCUGUAAAGCCAUAAACUCUGAUCUUGCUAACUUUUGGUGGGGAUAUACUGACACCAAGUCAAAAAUUCACUGGAAGGCUUGGCCUAAGUUGUGUGAAGAAAAAUCUAAGGGUGGAAUUGGUUUCAGAGAGUUCAACACUUUCAACAAGGCUCUGCUCGCCAAGCAAUGCUGGUGCAUCCUAAAAAACCUCAAUGCCUUGUGGGUGAAGGUGUUAAAAGGAAGGAACCGGUUCACCCUCCUUGCUGUUCAGGAACUUAUUGAUCCAAUCAAGCAUUGCUGGAUGAUCGACCACAUUGAACCUUUCCUGUCUAUUGAGGAUGCUAGAGCAAUCAAGUCAAUUCCUUUGGGUGAUCUCAACAAAGAUGAUUCUCUUAUCUGGCCAAAAGAGAAAGCGGGUAAAUAUAAGGUAAAAUCUGGCUACCACUGCUUAACUUCCAAGCUUGUAGUUCCCGAAGUCGGUAAGCCCUCUUCCUCUCACCAAAUUGAUGGUAAAGUUUGGAAAGUGAUUUGGAACUCUGGUCUUCUCCCGAAAAUCUCAAACUUCCUCUGGAGAGCUAUUUCUAAUGCACUCCCCUGCUUCUGUAAUCUGUUCAAAAAGAAAGUCGUUCCAUCUCCGCUUUGUAGCCUCUGUGGUCAAUACCCUGAAACAAUUGAGCAUUACCUUCUUCUUUGCCCUUGGACUAAACGGGUUUGGUUCGGCAGCCUACUUGGUUAUCGUCCAAGACUUGAGAAAAUCUCUACUCUUGAUUGUUGGCUUCUAAGAACCAUUGAGGAAGGUUCAAAGCUGGUCGAUGAUCCUUCAGUCUUCUUGGAGCUGUUGGGUUUCAUUCUCUUUGAAAUUUGGAAAAUGAGAUGUGCUGCUAUCUACAAGAAUGGCUUUGUAAACCCGGAUAUAGUCAUCUCAAAUGCCAAUUUCAGUUCUUUGGAAAUGGCAAAUGUUAAGAUGGUGAAUGAUUCCCUAACCUCAACUCCUUUGACAAGUAGCAGCAUUACUACUUGGAAGCCUCCACCUGAGAACUUUAUCAAGAUCAACUCAGACGGAGCUUGGGAUCCCCUGACAAAGAAUGGAGGCACUGGUGCAAUAUUAAGAGAUCACAGUGGGCGUUUCCUUGUUGGGGGCAGCUAUUUUAACCCCUACAAUUCAGCCAUUGAGUCAGAGGCUAUGGCUUUAAUUCAGGGGUGUUUCCUGGCAGCAAGGUUGAACAAAUUAAAUAUCGUUUGUGAAUGUGAUUGUAAGGAUUUGGUGGAGUUCGUUAACAAUCAAGAAUGCGGUGAGAGUUGGAGACUAAACCCUUUUAUGGAAGACAUUCUCGGGUUUAAAUCUCAUUUCAAUAACUACACCUGCACUUGGACUCCCCGUGAAGCUAACCGUUCAGCGGAUGCUGCGGCCAAGCUAGCAAAACAGAGGCUUCUAUCUAACCGUUCAGCGGAUGCUGCGACCAAGCUAGCAAAACAGAGGCUUCUAUCCCAAGAGUGGAUGAAUUACCCCCCCAGCCUCUUUGGUAUCAGCUCUUCGUCGAGAUGA